CUGGCGUGGUCUGCUUGCCAACUCUAUAUGGAGCAGACGACGAGGCAGCCUGCGGUCGACGAACGUUUACUGACCACACCAAUGCUGUCGUGUCUUGAUUUUCUUUUUUUCUUGAUUGCAGAAGUGUUUCACUCGACUGUUGUAACACUGAAGACUGUACGUUUGCGUUUACGAACUGCAAUAUUCGUCGCGUUAUCAUUGUCGCGCUCUUUGUCACGAGGGGCAUUCUGCUCGCUCAUUCAUCGUCACACAUACCUCGUCACAUCACAUGGUUCAGCGAACACUGCUGUUGAUCAACAUGUUGGAAACCGGCCGUGCACGCAUUCUCACGUGCAGCCUGCCCUCGGAGUUGCCCUCGCAGCUCAGCCGCGGGGGAAGGGUCCCGUUCCAAGGACCAAGCCAGGGUACGAUGUCUGCUGCGGAGGAAAGCUAAGCACCGUCGACCAAAACGAAGAGGGCGCUACGAGCGAGGAGGCGGGUCAACCGACGAGGUUCGAGCAGUACGACAACACGUGAUUUAAAAAAAAAGUUCGCAGAAUAGAUCACACGAACGCCACGGAUACGUGACGGAAUUCGGGUAGAUGUAAGUCAGAUUGGGGUCAGUACUUGGCCCCGUGACUGCAAGAGCAGGCAGGGGAACUAACUCGGUUUCAUCUCUUCGAGGAUUACUUCUACUCGAGGAAGGACAAUAUUUUUUGCGGUUUAUUUUCAUAGAGCUCAACAACAAGAAACAGGAUGUGGAUGCGGGUAUACGACAAGAGGGCAUAAGACAAGAUAAUUCAACACGGAUAGAAAGAGGGGGCCCAGGGGCAAGCAGGGUAACAUGGAAAGGGGAGAGACAAGUUUGCAAAUGGCUCACUCGGCAAGAGUGUAUCCUGACUCGUCCUGGGAUCGUUGAUCCUGAAUCUGAUCGUUGUUGUGCAUCGUCACACCUGAAAAAUAUUUUUUCAAAGGACCCCUUGAUGACGGGCCGGUUGUGCUUUGUU
This is a messenger RNA of Varroa destructor (honeybee mite), 986 nucleotides long. RefSeq lists its product as uncharacterized. The record is from RefSeq and is a predicted model, not a curated record. NCBI's taxonomy places the organism in Eukaryota, Metazoa, Arthropoda, Arachnida, Mesostigmata, Varroidae.